AUGGCCGCCAUUCAUUUUGUAAGACAUAGGCGACCUCGACAGUUUCGACGUAUUGACAGACAAUUGACGGACUUGACGGAUGAAGAAUUACGCCAAAGGUACAGGUUUUCAGCUGACAACAUAGACAGACUUGUUGAACUUCUUGGACCGACUUUGGAGCGACGGACGCGACGUAACCAAGCCCUGACACCACGGCAACAGAUUUUGAUAACAUUGAGAUUUCUUGCUACAGGUAAUUUCAUGCAGGUUAUCGGCGACACCUUUGGCGUAGACAUUUCUACCGUCUCCCGGGUCGUGAGAGACGUUACCGACGUACUAUUUGGACUGAAAGACCAAUUUAUCAAGUUUCCUGUGACGGACCUCGACCGAAGACGGAUCAUGAGUGGAUUUUACGCCAUUCGUGGGUUCCCAUCUGUAAUUGGUUGUAUUGACGGGACCCAUGUUAAAAUAAUUUCGCCUGGUUAUCCAGAUGAGGCCGCAUUUGUUAACAGAAAACACCAACACAGUAUAAAUGUCCAGGCGACCUGCGAUCACAAAGGACCGACGAUAGGUAAAAAGGAUGAAAAGAAAUCGAGGUAA
Molecule: messenger RNA, 579 nt
Organism: Mercenaria mercenaria
Lineage: Eukaryota; Metazoa; Mollusca; Bivalvia; Venerida; Veneridae
Product: putative nuclease HARBI1
Exons: 2
Coding region: 1-579 (192 amino acids)
Source: RefSeq, a predicted model, not a curated record